UCGAUAAUCGUAGACCUAUUUUUUUACGCGAAGAUAAUCUGGGCUGCAACAUUAAAGCCAGGAAAAUGCACCACGCAUAAGUCUGCAGAUGGACUAUUCGUAGCUAACUGUUCUAAUAAUCCUUACGUGUCGGAUAUUUCAUGGGAAAUCCCCACAGAUAUACCGACAAACGUACAGGUUCGUGUACCUAUUCAUUUAAUAUAUGUACUUACCAGCAGCUGGGAAUUCGAAUAAAUACCGAAGCACAGCUACCAAUUGAGUUCAAGUACCCAUCAAAUUUUUUUCAGGUUAUGGAUUUAUCAGAAGCGAACGGCCGACCUAGUGGAAUUUUCAUAUACAACGUAAAUACAUUCAAACCAUUCGCCGAUUUACGUCGUAUUAUAAUUAAACAUAAUAUGCAGAUGAGAAACACAAAUCCAGCUUUGGAAACGAUAAACUAUAACAUGCUAGAACAAGCAUUCCAGUACAUCGAAACGUUGGAAUACCUGGAAUUCAGCGAUUCUUCCUUGAAAGACGACUACACCAUUCAUUUACCAAAAAAGCUGAAAAUUCUCAACGUCGAUCGUAAUGACUUCAAAAUCCUCGAUGCACACUGGUGCGAAGAAUUGGAAGAGAUAAGCGCCAAUAAUAAUCGUCUGAAAAAUAUACCAAAACUUCAUUUCGAAGGACCACCGCUGAAAAAAUUACUUUUGAAAGGAAAUCCUAUGGAUGAUAUGACAGUUCUGAAUAUAGCUCCGCUUUGCGAACUUACUGUGUUGGAGUUGGAAUUCUCUGGGGUGAAAUCGUAUUAUAAUACCCAGGCUUCGUACUGCAACUGUAUGAUGAUAAAACAAUGGGCAAAGGAUGCGAAGAUUUCUGGACCGGAAAAUCUUAAAUGUGUUGAACUCAGAGGGAGUAAACCUACAUGUUCCGAAGAAAUAUUAGAGAAAGGUAGAAGCUUGCGAAAGAAAUGCCCUUUGCUUAAACACAAAGAUGCCGUUUCCAACAAAUUAUUCAAUGUUAUGAAGUAUAUAUUCUUUUCAAUCUUAUUCUUGGUUUUACUAGCCAUCGCAAUUUUGUACAUAAUACGACAUUUUCAUUUGAGAGAAUUUUGGGCUGCACACCAUAUGUCGCCUGCUGCGCCACGAGUCAAGAUGGAAGAAGAGGAAGAAGAAUCUUUCAAAAACUCAGACUCAUUAUCUAACGACAGCGAUUCAAAUACUGAGGGAUGAGAUAUCGUACAAACUCCAUUGAAUAUCAAUUUUGAAGGAAACAUUUUACUUUUGUCGAAUUUGCGACACUUUUAGCCGAAUUGAAUCUAAACCAGUGAAAAGAUCAAUGAUGGAAAAGCCCAAUUUCUUGAUUUAAGAACAUCGGAGGGACGACUCUACACUGGAAAAUCCGAUAUUGUUGAAAUUGAAACACGAUUCCAUUUCUUGAGGACUGAAUGUUUCAUUGUUGACUCUUCUAUUAGCAAUAUUUGACCUUUGGUCAUUUUAUUUUUGUUAUCUGAAGUACCUAUACCA
Molecule: messenger RNA, 1505 nt
Organism: Planococcus citri (citrus mealybug)
Lineage: Eukaryota; Metazoa; Arthropoda; Insecta; Hemiptera; Pseudococcidae
Exons: 3
Coding region: 141-1211 (356 amino acids)
Source: RefSeq, a predicted model, not a curated record